ACACAUACGCCCAGACAGGCAGCAUUACUAGAUGCUACAAGCUCAUGCUGCUCUGCUAUUGGCUCAUCGCUAUCGAAAGGCUUUGUGUCAGAGUCGGCUUAAAAGGUAGAGAGACGUAUUGAAACCACCAGACAGGGAGAGAGAGAGAAUCAAGUGUGUCAGACCGGGAGCAGCAAGCUGUUUGACAGAAGCCGGGUAUUGUUUUCUAAGGAGUGCUACAUGUUCGAGUAUUUUCAUAUUUAGGGAUGUGUAGUCAGCAGUUGUUCAUAUUUCAGUCAUCUACAGCUCAGCCUUCUUUUCCACCGGUAACCAAAUGAGGAAACCUCUCUGUUUCCUGCUCAGCUCGCCUCAGUCGAUCAUCUCUGGACUCAGCAUCGCGCAAAAAGAGCAAAAGGCUGCGAACACGCAUCAUGGUCGCCGGUGAGCUCGUGCAGGAACAUCUGCGCGCGGGUACCGGCGCACCUGACGACAUCACGGUCGGCAGGAAGGAGCCGGAGGACGAAGAACGGCGCGCUGAGCGGAUACACGGAGCGGCGCACGCGGGCGGGGCUGGGGAGACAGGCUCAAAGCGCGCGCAGGAGCUGGAGGAGGACAAGGAGGCUCCGCCUGAUGAAAGAGAGGUGAUGCUACCCAACGGAGGAGGAGGGGGAGAAGGCGAGGCGGAGGAGGAGGAAGAGAAAAGGCUGGAGACCAGGGUGUACGCCCGCCGGUUCGCCGUGCUGGCCGUUUUCAGCCUGUACUCCCUCGUGAACGCCUUCCAGUGGAUCCAGUACAGCAUUAUCACCAACGUGUUCACGCAGUACUACGGGGUGACCAACGACAAGGUGGACUGGCUCUCCAUCGUCUACAUGGUGGCCUACGUGCCGCUCAUCUUCCCCGCCACCUGGCUGCUGGACCGAAAGGGUCUGCGCUUAACUGCCCUGCUGGGCGCCGGCCUCAACUGCGCCGGCGCCUGGCUGAAAUGCGCGAGUGUGAACCCCCAGCUGUUCGCAGUCACCGUCACCGCGCAGGUCGUCUGCUCCGUGGCGCAGGUGUUCAUCCUGGGCCUGCCUUCCCGCGUGGCCUCGGUGUGGUUCGGACCCCGAGAGGUUUCCACCGCGUGCGCCACGGCAGUGCUCGGAAACCAGUUGGGGACAGCCAUUGGCUUCUUGUUGCCUCCUGUUUUGGUUCCUAACACCCCUCAUAAUGUUGAACUCACAGGUCACAACAUCAUGAUUAUGUUCUACGGUACAGCUGCCGUCUCCACGGUCCUCUUCGUCCUCGCAGUGAUAGUCAUAAAAGACAGACCUCCUCUCCCUCCCAGUCAAGCACAGGCUGUCUUACCAGACUCCCCUCCUGAAGAUUACUCCUACAAACAGUCCAUCCUCAACCUGGUGAAGAAUAAAGCCUUUGUCCUGCUCCUCAUCACCUAUGGUAUAAUGACUGGCUCCUUCUACUCUGUCUCAACACUUCUCAACCAGAUGAUCAUGGCCUGCUAUGAGAAUCAGGAGUUGAAUGCUGGGAGAAUCGGUUUGACUUUGGUUGUUGCUGGGAUGGUUGGAUCCAUCCUCUGUGGCCUUUGGCUGGACCGCACAAAGUUGUACAAGAUCACAACACUGAUCGUGUACAUCCUGUCGUUUGUGGGCAUGUUGGUCUUCACCUUCACUCUGAACCUCAACAACAUCCACUUGGUCUUUGUCACUGCUGGAGUCCUGGGGUUCUUCAUGACAGGUUACUUGCCACUGGGCUUUGAGUUUGGAGUGGAGAUCACCUACCCUGAGUCUGAGGGAACAUCAUCAGGACUCCUCAAUGCCUUUGCUCAGAUAUUUGGGAUUAUUUUCACUCUGAUUCAGGGAAAACUGACCACAGACCAUGGUCCACUGUCUGGAAAUCUCUUUCUUUGUGCCUGGAUCUUCCUGGGAAUAAUUCUUACAGCCUUAAUCAAAUCAGAACUGAAAAGACACAAUGUGAACAUGGGAGCAGACAGCAAUCACCUGCAAGCGCUUACUACUGAUUGUCCUGGAGACUGCCCUUCAGAAAAGAAAUCCAAUGGAAUCAAGAUGGAGCCCUCAGUCAGUUUCUCUCGUGAAACCUCACUAUGACCUGCCAAGUCACCCAAUCACAAACAAGUGAGACUAUCUCCCUGCUCCCGUGGGAAACAAGUUGGCAUCAAAUACCUACAGCAGUACCUGCUUUUUGAUGCCAAAAAUCUCCUCCUUAAAACUUGGAAAGUUGAAGGCGCCGGGUGUGAGCCAGGUCUAAUUAAACACAGCCACAAUCUACAGGUGAUUUAGGACAGGUGUCUCAUGGAUGGGAUUGGUUAAUGUUGUAACCAAGCUGCCUGACUCCUUUCAAAGCUCCUGGAAAGAUUGUUGUAGACUGACAUGCAGAAGACACUCCACUGCACUUUACUUGGCUGUAAGUAAAGGAUGGCACUCUUAGGUGGUUAGUGAAGGAAAACUGGCUGGUUAACCCCCCCAGUUCCCAGACGACUGUGAUACUGGUUCCUGUAACACUGCAAGAGGAAGCAAACAGAGCAAUCCUGUUCAGUUUUAUACUGCCACAGAUGUUAGGCCACCAUUUCCUGAGUUUACUUGAAUUAUUCUUUGAUGCUCUACUCUAGAUGUGAAUCUCACUGUAAAUAUCUAUUACAUUUUUUUACAUGGCAGUAAUCAAAAAGGUACUUUGAUUCAGAUUAACUCCUGGAAUCUGUUUCAAACCUGCUUCAGCAAAGAAUACGGAACAUGUUUACUGGUUUCUAAAAAGCAGCAUGAAUUUCAAUAGACUAUAUAUAAAGGAUGGAUGUAGGCACUGUGACAUCGCCAACCCACAGUUUGAAACCUCAGCAUUAGCAAUCAGAGAGUGGGGUGCUAGCUAGGGCUCAUCUAACUUUCGUUAGCAAACUGCAUCCAUAAAGUGCACAGGUCCACAAACACUGAUCCUAAAUAGUUCCAAGUACAAGACUUCAAAUUAUGAAAAUAAUAAUGAAUAUUUAAGCUUCACAGACAGCUUGUAUGGGCUUUUCCACACAGACCACCAUUAAAAGUCUUUCAAAGAGCAUCGGCACAAUGGAGAUGUCAAUUUAGGGAAGUUGGUUUAAAAGAUUCAGUUCAAUGAAAUUUUAUUUAUACAGCGCUAAAUCACAACAACAGUCGCCUCAAGGCGCUUUAUAUUCUGAGGUAGACCCUAAAAUAAUACAUACAAAGCGAGACCCAACAAUCAUAUGACCCUCUAUGAGCAAGCACUUUGGUGACAGUGGGAAGGAAAAACUCCCUUUUAACAGGAAGAAACCUCCAGCAGAACCAGGCUCAGGGAGGGGCGGCCAUCCGCUGUGACUGGUUGGGGAGAGAGAAGGAAGACAGGAUAAAAAGCAUGUUGUGGAAGUGAGCCAGAGAUUAAUAACUAGUGUGAUUCAAUGCAGAGAAGUCUAUUUACACAUAGUGAGUGAGAAAGGUGACUGAAGAAGAAACACUCAAUGCAUCAUGGGAAUCCCCCAGCAGCCUAUGCCUAUUGUAGCAUAACUAAGUGAGGAUUCAGGGUCACCUGAUCCAGCCCUAAGUAUGUGCUUUAGCAAAAAGGAAAGUUUUAAGCCUAAUCUUAAAAGUAGAGAUAGUGUCUGUCUCCUGAAUCCAAACUAGAAGCUGGUUCCAUAGACGAGGGGCCUAGCAGAAAGUUACUUGCCUGUGUGGCACACCUGUGAAAUAAAGGAACCACACCCUCACUUUAAGCCUUUAACUUUAUCCAGAUGGAUGGGUUAUAGCUAAAAAGAAACUCAGCUCUAGUUUAGUUGUCAUGGUGGGAGAAAUUAGCUUCGCCCAACUGUUUCUUGUAAAUAUGUUAUUUUCAUGUCAUUGCUGAAGUUGGGCGUUUCAACAUGGGCGUCUCUGGGAAAUGACUCAUUUUUGGAACCAACGGCAAGUGGCCAAUCGAGGAAUUGCACUUCUUUGCUAGAUGAUGUCUAAAAAUCACCAUGAAGACCUCAUUGCGUUUAACUGUAGUUUCUUUUUAUCACAGCAUUAUGUAUAGAUGUAUGCUGUUUUGCUGGACACAUUUAAAGUUGGAGUGACAUUUUAUGGUGACUGAAUGCACCUACUUGCUACGUCCAAAAAAAAAAGUUCAAUAGUUAAGAAAAUUAAUAAUCCCUGAGCAUUUUACCUUCUUUCUUCUGUUUACACACAAAGAUAGUGUAGGAUCAAAAAACUUGAUCUUAGAAGCUCUUUUUAUAAAGACGCACACAGUCAUGAACACAUGCAGUCACAAAGAGCAAAUAGUUUAGUUAUCAUUUGGAGGGAAGGUGAAAGCUGAUGACAUGGUAACUCGGCGGUAAUAUUGCUCAAUAAAACAGAUUGUGCAAAUCAUAAAUAUGUGACAAGUGGAAUGUGCUGCAGUGUUUUCCAAAUUUGGACCAAACAGAAUGUAAAGAUUUUUUCUCAGUUCAGCGCACAAUUUUAAACACAGGCACAACUUUAGGCCUUUUUCUGAAAUACAUGAUUUCAGUUUUAACUCUGUCCGUUAUGUCUGCAUGUCACGGCUGGUCGAGCUGCUGUUUGUGGGACGAGGAAAGCAGAGUGGACAGGAGAAGCACAAAAGUUUGACAUAUGAAUAUUCUCAGUUUAAUAUUCCUACUGUAUCCAUAAAAGUUUUUCUUUUUCCUUUUAAAGUCUUGCGUAAACGCAGAUACUUUGGUCUUAGCUGACACGUAGCCUUGUUUCAUGUUUGUGUCCAAGCUUGUAAACCAUGUAAGAAACAUAUUUGUUUUCACUUAUUUUGACCUCAUAAGUCCUGGUUUAUAAUGUGAAAUGCAUAAAGUCAGACUUUGGUUCUAUGUUUACUUAAAAACUGUAAAUUAGAAUAAAUAACAGACUUAUUGAGUAAGUCUCAUUACAAAUCUACUAAAUAUGAUGCAACAAAGCACAACAAAUCCUACGCACCAGGUGGCCGCACUUGUCAACCUUAGGGCUAAUUUGUUAUGGCCUACUCCUCAUACUUGAUGGGUAGGAGGGCUUAAAAAAUUGGGCUCACCAUCAUAGAUUUUGACUGUCCAUUUUUUGUUAUUUUAAUUCAGCUAAAAUAUGAAAAGAUGUAGAAAGAGAGCGUUUGUUUUCCUCCUCUGUGCAAGUUUUUUUGGUAUAAACUUAUUUAUUUUUCUGCAUUCUGCUGCAAUCUCACCAACUUUUCACUCCAAGAGGAUUCAUGUCAGUUGACAUGAUCUCUUUGUUUUUCUGGAAUUUGUAAGUAAAUAAAUAUUGAUUGGCAAUUACAUAUUGAUACCACAGCCUCAAACAUUUAACUUUUUUAUACCCUUACCUUUACGAUGGUAGGGUAUUUCUCCAAACAACUGUUAAAUCCUCCGUUAAACCUUUUUGUAGUUUAAAAAAAAAGAUCUGGUUAUACUUUUUUUCUCAGAAUCUUUAAAAUACUUUAUGUGUAAAACAUUUAGGAAUAUUUUAUGCAUUUUCCCUGUUUUCUGGCUUGUUAAUCAAGAUUUGUUUUUUGUUUUACUUUUUCUGACUCACUGAUUUUUGUCACUUUUAUAAACUAGGUUUUAUCUGGAAUAUAAUUUUAUUUAUUUACUUUCAGUCUAUUUAUUUUCCUGUGAUUCUGUUGUAGAAAGCAGCACUUAACAAUUACAAUGAUGAGGUGGUGAAUAACAUGGCCUCGUAGUCUGAAAAGACUUCAGCCUGUGGGGCAAAAGCUGUAAAAAUAUUUCAUAUUUUAUCAGCCAUAUUUGACACUGUCUACAUCCAGUUUUGAACAUUUCUUCAUAUAAUAGAAAUAAAUUAUGUGAAAUCAAUAAAGCAUUAUAUGCUUCCAUUGUCUUGGGUAUACUGUUUGCAUUAACUGGGUCACUGGAUUUAGUGGCUAUUUUAUAUCACCAUUAGAAACAGUUUUUAUGCAGCAGAUGUUUUUAAUGCUUUUGCAUGAUUGACAGUUUCUGUUUUGAGGGUUGAGGGUAGCUUGCGACUUUUUGUUCUCCCACACAAGUCUAAUCUUUAAAGGCUAAAUAGACCAAAACAAGCCGCUGUACAUCGCACCACAUUGAGCCCCUAGCUCACUGGUAUUCUCUCAAAUGGUCAGCCAAAAGUUAAAAAUAAAGAAAACUGGUUAAAAAUUUAAAUUUUUGCAAAUGUGGAGGACUAUUUUUUAUCUGUGGAUGGAUACAAGAGAUGUACAUAAAACCUUUAACUGGAUUUUUUCUUGUUUUGGGUCUUUGUAGAGCAUUUUGUUUUGACUGUAACAAAAAUAUGAAUAAUGUCACUUACCUGUGAAACCAGGAUGUAUAUUGUAAAACUCAAUGUCAAUUAUUGUUGAAUAUUUUCAAAGAAAUAGCACAGUAGCCGAAAGUAGCUUUUAUUUUCAAAGAACGUGUUAUCCGGACAAGUGAAACUUAAAAUAGGAAACACCAAGAAAAUAUCUUGUUUUUCUUCACUGUCAAUAAAAGCAUUUUACUGUAACAUAUUUGUUCUUACAGAUUUUUUCUCUUUCCUCUCAUUUUACUAUAAAUUUUACUUCAUGUAAGUUGCUCAGUUUGCCUAUUUGGCAAAGAUGACUUGGGGUGACCAAUGUCUCUAAUUUUGGUGAAAUGAAAUUCAGUUCAGACCAUUUCUACCAUCACUGUUUUUCAUGAAUGGUUAGUUUUCUUGUUUUUUCACAUAAGUUCUUCUUGGCAAUAGCUUUGCCUCCUUUCUCUACCUUGUUCAGUUCAUUUGCCACUCUGUCUCACUUCCUGUAUUUGUACCAUAACCUU
Messenger RNA from Pelmatolapia mariae (spotted tilapia), 6727 nucleotides. It is a transcript of the gene flvcr1, whose product is annotated as FLVCR choline and heme transporter 1. Gene Ontology annotation, biological process: mitochondrial transport; erythrocyte differentiation; heme export. Lineage: Eukaryota; Metazoa; Chordata; Actinopteri; Cichliformes; Cichlidae. The transcript is spliced from 10 exons. The record is from RefSeq and is a predicted model, not a curated record. Gene Ontology annotation, molecular function: heme binding; heme transmembrane transporter activity. Bases 411 to 2081 code for a protein of 556 amino acids. Gene Ontology annotation, cellular component: mitochondrion; membrane.